Molecule: messenger RNA, 999 nt
Organism: Cetraspora pellucida
Lineage: Eukaryota; Fungi; Glomeromycota; Glomeromycetes; Diversisporales; Gigasporaceae
Source: the annotation of a GenBank genome assembly
AUGCCGUUAAUAAAAAAUCCACCAGCUGUUUCGCCAGCAUCAGAUGUUUGCUCUGAUGAAACAAGUUUACCGAAAUCUCGAAGUAGCAUUUACAAAAAAAGUACCAAGACUCCAACAUCAACAGCUGUUUCACCUGCAUCAUAUAUUUGUCAUGAUAAAACCGUUCAAACAUUAAGACAGCCAACAGCUCUGAAUGCCAUUUACAAAGCAGCCCCCAGAAUUCAAUCAUUUUCUACAGCUGUUUCACCUACAUCAAUGUAUGCAGAUGUGUCAAUUUCUGCUCCUAUUGACGCUUAUCAUGAUAAAACCAAUUCGAAUACCGGACCUAUAACACCAAUCAGUAUGAAACCUAUUUCCACUUUUUCAGCUCAAUAUACAGCUAAUAAAUAUAACCCAGAUAAAUUUAACUGCAAGCCAUCAAACGCACGAUUUUUCGUAAUGAAAUCUUAUAGCGAGGAUGAGGUUCAUGCAUCAAUAAAAUAUGGAAUUUGGCGCAGCACGGAAAUUGGGAAUAGUCGUUUGGAUAUGGCAUUUCGUGAUAAUGCGGAUAAAGGCCCAAUUUAUUUGUUUUUUAGUGUCAAUGCUAGUGGACAUUUCUGUGGUAUGGCAGAAAUGGUUUCUUCGGUGGAUCAUGUAACAAAUAAUGAUGUUUGGGGACAUGAUAAAUUUAAGGGCGAAUUUAGAGUUAAAUGGAUUUUCGUUAAAGAUAUUCCCAACAGUCAACUAAGGCAUAUUAGAAUAAUAAACAACGAAAAUAAACCUGUCACAAAUAGUCGUGAUACUCAAGAACUGUUUCCUGAAGCUGGACACGAAAUGUUAAAGAAAUUUUUCUAUUAUCAAAAUAGAACAUCAAUAUUAGAUGAUUUCAAGUUUCAUGAAAAACGUCAAAUCGAAAUGGAAAAGGGUAGAAUUGCACCAGAAAGUUCCGAUAUCAUGCCCUAUGAACAUUGGUCCGAGAUAGCGUCCAAGCUUUGUCAAAAAUUUUCAGAUAAAUACUGA